Molecule: messenger RNA, 5569 nt
Organism: Catharus ustulatus (Swainson's thrush)
Lineage: Eukaryota; Metazoa; Chordata; Aves; Passeriformes; Turdidae
Gene: GRK6
Product: G protein-coupled receptor kinase 6
Exons: 17
Coding region: 44-1726 (560 amino acids)
Biological process (GO): regulation of signal transduction; protein phosphorylation; signal transduction
Cellular component (GO): cytoplasm; plasma membrane
Molecular function (GO): G protein-coupled receptor kinase activity; ATP binding
Source: RefSeq, a predicted model, not a curated record
GCGGGGAGCGGAGCCGGCGGGAGGCGGCGGCGCCCGCGGGCCCAUGGAGCUGGAGAACAUCGUCGCCAACACCGUCCUGCUCAAGGCCCGCGAAGGUGGUGGAGGAAACCGGAAAGGCAAGAGCAAGAAAUGGCGCCAGAUGCUGCAGUUCCCCCACAUCAGCCUCUGCGAGGACCUUCGGCAAACCCUGGAGCGGGACUACCACAGCCUGUGCGAGAAGCAGCCCAUUGGGCACAUGCUCUUCCGGCAGUUCUGCGAGACGCGCCCCGAGCUCUCCCGCUGCGUCAAGUUCCUGGAUGCUGUGGCAGGGUACGAAGUGGCUCCAGAUGAGAAGAGGAAGGAAUGUGGGCAGCACCUGAUUGAAAAGUACUUAAAGCCAAACAGUGAGGACCAUGUGCCUGAAGUUCCCUCACAACUGGUGGAUGCCUGUUGUGAGAGGCUGGAGCAGGAACCUUCCAAGGAGCUCUUCAAGGAAUGCACUAAGCUUAUCCACGACUACCUGAGCGUGGCUCCCUUUGCUGACUACCUCGACAGCUUGUACUUCAGUCGCUUCCUGCAGUGGAAAUGGCUGGAACGGCAGCCAGUGACCAAAAACACUUUCCGCCAGUACCGUGUGCUGGGUAAGGGCGGCUUUGGGGAGGUGUGUGCCUGCCAAGUGCGUGCCACAGGGAAGAUGUAUGCCUGCAAGAAACUGGAGAAGAAACGGAUCAAAAAGAGGAAGGGAGAAGCCAUGGCCCUGAAUGAAAAACAGAUCCUGGAAAAAGUGAACAGUAGGUUUGUAGUGAGCUUAGCCUAUGCAUAUGAAACUAAAGAUGCUCUCUGCCUAGUGCUGACCCUCAUGAAUGGAGGGGACCUCAAGUUCCAUAUCUACCACAUGGGAGAGGCUGGUUUCGAGGAGCCCCGGGCAGCUUUCUAUGCUGCUGAGAUCUGCUGUGGCCUCGAGGAUUUGCACCAGGAGAGGAUAGUGUACAGGGACCUGAAGCCAGAGAACAUAUUACUGGAUGACCAUGGUCACAUCCGGAUCUCAGACCUGGGACUAGCUGUGCACGUGCCAGAGGGCCAAACAAUCAAGGGCCGGGUGGGGACAGUUGGCUACAUGGCUCCAGAGGUGGUGAAGAACGAGCGCUACACGUUCAGCCCGGACUGGUGGGCUCUGGGCUGCCUGGUGUACGAGAUGAUCGAGGGCCAGUCCCCCUUCCAGCAGCGCAAGAAGAAGAUCAAGCGGGAGGAGGUGGAGCGGUUGGUGAAGGAAGUGCAGGAGGAAUAUUCGGAGAAGUUCUCGCCCUGCGCCCGCUCCCUGUGCACCAUGCUCCUAUGCAAAGACCCUUUGGAGCGCCUGGGGUGCCGAGGAGCUGGGGCCAAGGAAGUGAAGGAACACCCUCUCUUCAAGCACCUCAACUUCAAGAGGCUGGAAGCAGGCAUGCUGGACCCUCCCUUUAAGCCAGAUCCCCAGGCCAUCUACUGCAAGGAUGUUCUGGACAUUGAGCAGUUCUCCACGGUGAAAGGAGUAGAGCUGGAGCCCACAGACAAUGACUUUUACCAGAAGUUUGCUACAGGGAGUGUGCCCAUUCCUUGGCAGAACGAGAUGAUCGAGACAGAGUGUUUUAAGGAGCUGAAUGUCUUUAGCACAGAUGGCACAGUGCCCCCAGACCUGGACUGGAAAGGGCAGCCUUCUCCACAGCCCAAGAAAGGGUUACUCCAGCGCUUGUUCAGCAGACAGAGGUGAGCAGUCACUCCUGGCUGCUCUGCUCAGGGAAAUACCCGGUGGCCCACGGACAUGGCAAGAUCUGGGAAAGAGGAGUGUUACCCUUCAGUGCCUAUUCCCUUCCCUUGGCAGAGCACAACCUGCUUGUUGUUCUAACUGCCCCCUGAGCCACUAAUCCAGCAUCCCUGCUCUUGCUGCCUUUGUGGGGGAGGCCUUGCCCUCAGCUUGAGCCAAAGUUGCCCCUGCACUGCUGCUGCUGGGAGUUCUGCUCCCAGAGGGCUGUGGGAAGUUUCCUUCACUCCUCUCCGCAUGUCCGGGACACACCGAAGAGUUGAGAAACUGUGAAGGGUUUGGCAUUGCCCCGUGCUCAGACUCCCAUUUCAGCAGAAAGGGCUUCAGCUGCUUUUGUGGCCAGCUGGGCCCUGAGCAGGGCCGAGCGUCUGUGCUGGCACUUGAGCUUGUGUCCCUGGGUGGCUGCAGUCCCUGAGCCCAGCUUCCUCACAGCUUCUGAGCUAGCCAGCUGCGUGCUCACUAGUCUGUCUGCCAGGAGCUGAACCUCCAGAUGCAGCUGGACUGUUCUCUGCAGUCUGGGGGUCCCCACCAGCCCCUUGCCUCCAUGUAGCUCUCCCACACACAGGCUGGGGGGUGGGCCUGGCCCAUCCCUGCCAGAGGGCAGCUGUAGGCUGGGUUGUGUGACUGUGCUCACCCUCUGCUUGCUGUGCUCCUCUCUCCCUCCCUCCUCCCUCUCCUUGCCCUUCUGACUUCAGGACUGUUGUGGAAACUGCAGCGACAGCGAGGAAGAGCCCACCCGGCUGUAGAGCACAGCCCCUGGGACCCCCUUGCCUCUCCCGAGUGCCCAGCCUGAAGGACACGGUCGCAGUGGCCCCACAAGGUGGAUUUGUUUACAGUUUUAUACGUCUGUAUUUGAAGACUGUGAGGAUGAUUCCAAGGCUGGCAGCAGCACACGGCUCGGGUUGAGGUGCCUCUGGCCAUGGGCAAGCCCUAAACAAAACCCGGAUGCUUCCAAAUCUGCCACUUGGGAUGGUGCUGCUGCCACCGGCUGCCACUCCCGUCCCGGGCCCAGGGUGGGAGGGAGGGAUGGUGGCAGCGUGGGCCGAGGCCAGGCUGGAGCAGCUCUGCUGACACAUUCCACGGUGCCGAAGUGGCACCGCAGGUUUGAUGUAUAUUUAUAUAUGUCGGUCUGUACAUAUCACAUGUCGGUUUUUAAUCUAUGGGUGGGGGCCUGCACUGCCCCCACCCUGUCACAGGCACAAAUGUCCUCCUAUGGGAGGAGCAACAGUUCCAGGGAGUCCUGGACAGAGGCCUUCUGUGCCUUGAGGUGUCUAAAUCGUCUUUCCUGGACCUUUCUGGCCGUGCUGAGGUGUCCUGGCUCCAGCGGAGUCCAUUGCUCAGCCCCGAGGCACAGGAAAGGGCUGUGCCAAAAUGUCUCCCAUUGUGUCCUGGCAGCAGAGUGUCACUGCCUUGUCCUCGUGUCCCUGUCUGCUGGAGCCUGCUGCCUCCUGCCUCGUCUCACACGUGCUGCCAGCUCCAGCAAGCUGAUCCCGAGCCCCUCUCCAGACCACUGGCACGGCGGGACACAGCCACUCCCGGUCACCUGCUGCUGCUGUGGCCACAGGGUUGAUCUGAUCCCUGGCACCCUGCAGGAUGGUGACAGCACAGUUCCACCAGCUCUGGACCUGUGCCUUCCAGAGGUGUGGCCGUCCCCAGGCCCAGCUCAGUGGUGGAGGAGCAGACACAUGAAGGACCCUGCUCUCAGGGAGCAAAGCUGUGGUAAAGGGAAUGUCUCUUCCCGGGGUCAUGGGAAGCUGUGACCCAAGGGCGAGUGGGCUUGGACCAGCUUAGUGUGUGUCCCCAGGGGUUCUGGGGAGCCAGCACAGCUCCUGCACCCAUGGGCAGGAGCCCUCUGUGGGGAGCAGCAUGGGGAUCAUCCCACCUCUCCAUUCAGCUUGUCCUGCCCCCUCUUGUGUACAAUGUCCCAGCUGUGUCCUGAGCAAUAACUUGUCCCUUCUGUGUGUGUGUGCACACGUGUGUGCGUGUGCUGCUGCCUCUGCUCAUUCUGAGCCAGGCCCCCCAGGGGGGCUGAGCACCUACUUGGACCUGUGGUAUCAUUUGCUUGCCUUGCACUAAAGUUGGAGAAUAUUUAAAUUUUUAACCUUUUGUUAAGUGUAAAGAUUUGCUGUGCCUUGUAUUGCCCUUGUGUCAUGGGGGGGCCUGCUCUGGGCCAUAUGGGGUUGGUGGCUGUAAGAAUGGGAGCAGGACCUCGUUUCUGGGCUGUGAUGGGCUCUGCUGGUGCUCCUGUCCUUUAGGGAAGGACUGGGGUUGCUCUCCAGGGCAAAAAUGUUGAUGCUGGCUGAGUAUCACAGAUGACCCUCAGUGUCUUCUGCUGCAUAGUUUGGGUCAAUGUGGGGGCAUGACAGGUAUGAGGCCUUGUGCUGUUGGGAUGCUUGUGCCUGCUGUGAUCCCCUCUGGGGUAUGUUCAUCCCCAGCAGAGCCCCCCUGGGCUGUCCCAGGUGUGCUGUGGGGCCAGGACAGAGCCCUGCUGCCCUCUGGUCAGGGUGAAUUACUGCUUCAGGGGGGCCACCAUGAAUGGGAACCUUGUGGCAGCACAGUGCUGCUCCUUAGCCCAAGGAACAGCCCCUCCAAGGGGAGACCCUGCAGGGUGACCUGGGGUGAGGGUCACGAUGGUCACCAAGGGUGAAGCAAUCAAAGGGGAGCAGCCUGGUCGGGGAUGCAGGGUGGGUUUGGGGUCCGGGGCUGGUGGCAGUGGCCACAGCCUCAUGCGCAGCGCGGGGGGGCCACACGCAGCUGCACUGGGAUGAGAAUAGCAAGUGCAGCCGGGUAGCUAGGGAACAGUUGCUAUGGGAGCGGGCCGAGGAGGAGUUCUCACACUCAGAGGGGGCAUCUUGGGGUAAAAUCCAGGAAUUUUCUGCAGCCGUGCAAGGAAGGAAGGCAGGCAGGGGGAUGGGGACUGCUAAGGGGUUGCUGUUCCAAACACACCAGGCAGGAUUCUUGUGCUGCCCUCCUGGCAGUGCCUGGGUCAUGGCACCCUGGCACCAAGGUCCUGGGGUCACCAGCAUGUUCCUGUGCCUGUCACAAGUCCAGGGUGGCUCUGGGGCAGGGCCAGGGGCCAACAGAGCCCUGGCAAGCCCUGAGCAGGGCAGGGAAGGGACUCUGCCUGUUCCCACCUGCCCAGUGGUGCCCCAGCUUUGAAGGAUUCUCAUCCCCAUCCCUGCUCUUGCUGGGGGUAGCAGCGUGCAGGUGAGGGGAUGCUGGUGUAUGCCCAGAUCUGGGGUGGGUGGAUCUGGACCCUCCAGCCACAGGCGAGCUGUGGGGUUGCUGAGCAGUGCCCCACACUGUGGGGCUGUGGCAGCAGCUCUGCACACCAUUUUCAGGGGUGAAGGAUGCUCUCAGCUGUUGCCUGGGCAACGGCUCCUCCUCCAGCCCACCAUGUGGCUCGGGGAGCGCUCCCCCGCCUGCCUCCCCCCGCCGCCGUGGGGAGAAGGGGAAGGGGAAGGCAGCUCCCGGCCCCCGGCGCUGGCGGGGCCGGAGGCCUGGCUCCCUUCGCCCGCCCUUGCCCUGACCUGACGAUGCCCGUCGGCCUCACCGUGCCCCCCGUCCCUGCGGUCCCCAUGCCUCAAGGGAGCAUCCCGGCCCCCCCGCAUGGCCGCAGCCCCCUGCCCGCCCUGGGUGCUGCUGGGGCACCCCCACAAACACCGAGCCGGCAGAGCCCGGCUGCCGUGGCCGCGCUGUGAGGUCGGAUCCCAGGAGGCGAAUUCCAGCAAGGGCCCCCACCCCGGCGGUUCCCCCCCAGCGAUGGGCAGCGGGACCCCGGCAGCCCCGUCC